GAAUUGAAAACAAAAUAUUUAUAUAAAAAUAAAUAAAAACAAAAAUUUGUGCGGUUGCACGGAUAGAGAUCCAGUUAAACAUUAAAACUUGCAUGUCCAACUUGACAUCACAUACAAAAGCCCGCAAAAGCCCAGUUCACACCGCCCAAUAUAUAAGGGAGACGAUCUUCUAGGGAUGCUAUCUCCUCGACCUCCCUAUUGAAACAAACCAAAACCGCGCUCAGUCUCUCUCUUCUCUUUUAAAUUAAUCCAUGGACGAGAGCAAGCUCAAGAGAUGCUCCACUUCAUCCACCCAUGCUGAAGCCUCUGAUGAAGCCAUAGAUCCUUUGCAAAAGGCAUACAAAAGAGAGUUCGAUGAUUGGGAGACAGAAGUUAAUAAUCGGAAGAAGCAGAAGCAGGCGGAAGAAACCACAGAGAAGAAAAAGAAGUGUUGUUUUGGCACUAAAGAUGCAAAGGGAAACAAUGAGCAUACCAUAUUCGUCACGGGUUUUGAUAAUAGCGGUUCUAGGGAUGAGAUCAGGAGCGCAUUGGCUAAACAUUUCAGUUCAUGUGGAGAGUUGACGAGGGUUUUUGUUCACAUCGAGUGUGAAACCGGUCUUUCCAGAGGAUAUGCUUUUAUUAAUCUGAAAAACCGUGGUGGUGAGAUUGAGGCGGCGUUAUCUCUCAAUGGAAGCGACUUGGGAGGUCAUAAGCUUCUGGUUACAAUGGCUAGACUUAGAGACGAAUACUAUGCCCACUUUAACUUUAAUGGCUGUGAAAUCUGUCGUGCUAGCUAUGCUGCCGGCCGUCAGAGACUGUACAGAUGGAAUCUUCGAACUGGUGGUGGCAAAGUCAGGCGCAUGUCUCCACAAUUUCAAGAAAAGGCCCGUCUUCAUUAUAAUAAAGCAAUGGCUUCUCGCAAGAUGGCGAAGUCUAAAACCAACGAAGGCUAAUAUUUUUACUUGUUUCUCGACCAGCUCCAUCAAACGGUUUUUUUUUAUAUCAUUUUUGUUUUCUAUUUAUAAAAAAAAAACAUAUAUUAUGCUAUUUUGGCUGCAGUGUUUAUGCUUCAAUCAGAUUAUGAACUUUUCUUUAAUAAACUAAGUUGUAUAGUUUUCUUUUGGUGGUUUGAAAAAUUGUUAACAGGGAUCAAAUACUACGGAACUGUUUUGAUGAUAUCUUGUCUACAAAAGUAUGUUGGCUGAUCGAUGCGAGAAAUAAAAAUCUGAAUCUUAGAUAAAGUGGAAGUGUUGUACUGGUUAAAAACUUGGUUCUUCCAUGCAGCAUAGCCAGCAACUAUAAAGUUGACUUCUGUAGGUAAAUUAAAUAGUAUGCUGAUGCAUGGUUGGUACUCCUUUUCUUCAAAAACAAAAAAUAUGUAAGAAACUAGCUCGUAUAUAUGAUCGAUGUUAAUCAAAAUUCAAAACUUGACAACAACCAAAACUACAUUGGUUCUUCUUCCUGUUGUAGUGAAAAUAUAUUAACUAGUUAGUUUCCAAUAUUUUAAUAGUUUUAAGAUAUUGGAAACUAAAUAGUAUGCUGAAUAUUCUCUCUUGUAUUUUUGAUGUUCAGUAAAAUUAUGUCGUGUACGUUCAGUGAGGUACUUUUUUGAUGCAUAUGCUCGCAAUGCCAAACUAAGAUUGUGAUGUUGUAUUAUUUGGUCAACAUUCUUAUACAAGAUAGCAAGUAGAAAGAUAUGCAUUUAUGCAGGGCUGAAUAAUGGGGAGGGAAAUCUAACCAGAACUGCUACAGAGUAACUAGUUUAAUGGAUAAAGAAAGAUAUAAUGGAAAAGA
Messenger RNA from Brassica napus (rape), 1773 nucleotides. RefSeq names its product polyadenylate-binding protein 2. Gene Ontology annotation, molecular function: RNA binding. Bases 252 to 932 code for a protein of 226 amino acids. Lineage: Eukaryota; Viridiplantae; Streptophyta; Magnoliopsida; Brassicales; Brassicaceae. The record is from RefSeq and is a predicted model, not a curated record. The transcript has 5 exons.